Messenger RNA from Pelobates cultripes (western spadefoot toad), 4282 nucleotides. NCBI's taxonomy places the organism in Eukaryota, Metazoa, Chordata, Amphibia, Anura, Pelobatidae. The record is from the annotation of a GenBank genome assembly.
GUUCUUUUCAGUGGUAAUAGGACUUUGGUUUUCACUCUUUUUGCUGCUUUCAGUGAUGGCGUCUGUUGAUCUGAGAGAUGAACUGACCUGCUCAAUCUGCCUGAACAUUUAUACCGAUCCUGUACCUGUAACCUUGAUAUGUGGCCAUAGAUUCUGCCAAGACUGCAUCACAAAAACAUUGGACAACCAGAGUGGCAGAGAAUAUUCCUGCCCUGAAGGUAAACAUGGCUUUAUAGUAGUGGAGAAUUUUCUAUCUACUCGCCCAGGGCAGAAGGAGGUUGGGAUCCCCUGUACUUAUUGUGUUCACUCUCUUGUACCUGCUGCUAAAACAUGUCUUCAUUGUGAAGCUUCUCUGUGUGAAACCCACCUGAGGGUCCACAGUAAGUCACCAGAACAUGUUUUAAUUGAACCCACCACUUCACUAAGGAAUAGAAAAUGCUCCGUCCACAAGAAAGUCUUGGAGUAUUACUGCUCUAAGGAUGCAGUCUGUAUCUGUGUAUCCUGCAGACUGGAUGGACAGCACAGGACACACAAAGUAGAGACUCUCAAUGAGGCCUCUGAGAAGAAGAAGAAGAAACUAAGAAAUAUUAUGGAAAAACUGACCUCAAAGAAAAAGGAGGCUGAGAAAAGAGUUCAAAGCCUGCAGGAGCUCAGGAGACAAGUUCAGGAAAAAGCUGCGGGAGUAACAGAGCAAGUUGGUGCCCUGCUUAAGGACAUUAUGAAACAACUAAAAACGCUAGAGAAGAGAGUCCUGAAUGAGAUCUCAAGGCAAAAAGAGCAAGUCUCACUCCGGGUCUCAGAUCAAAUCCAGCAGCUGGAAAUAAAGAAAGAGGAGCUGUCCAGGAAGAUGGGUCACAUCGAGGAGCUAUGUAACAUGACGGACCCAUUAACUGUCUUACAAGGAUGUGAAUCAGACAGCGAUGACUAUUGUGAUACUGAGGAGGGAGAUAAUGAGGACAGAGAGAGAGAUGAUAACAAGGUCCGUGCUGUGGGAAAUCUGGAUGUGGGUCUGAUCUCAGUGACCUUACACUCAGGGUUAGCUGGGAUUGUGACUGGAGUAAAGAGACAACUCCAUGUACCGGAUUCUUCAGACAUGUUACUAGAUGUAAACACGGCUUCAGACAUUUUACUAGAUGUAAAUACGGCUAGUAAUGAUGUUACUGUAUCAGAUGAUUUCAAAACUUUAUGUAGAUCAGAAAUAAGCCAGAGUCGCCCAGAAACUUCAGAUAGAUUUGAGAAGAAUCAGGUUUUAGGCAGCAGGAGCUUCUCCUCGGGGCGACAUUACUGGGAAGUGGAGAGCAGUGAAUCAGGGAGAUGGAUCGUAGGGAUGGCCUAUCCUAGAAUUGCCAGAAAAGGGCGUCAGUCAGUGAUUGGAUAUAAUAACAAGUCCUGGGGUUUGUGGAGGUGGGAUCAUGAUGAAUAUUCUGUGAUACAUGAAAGUAAGGAAAUUCUGUUAACUCACCGCCCUUCCAGCCAGAGAUUAGGGAUAUACCUGGACUACGAGGCUGGGCGGCUGUCCUUUUAUGAGCUGUGUGAGCCCAUCACACACUUACACACCUUCACUGCCACCUUCACUGAGCCGCUUCAUGCUAUAUUUGGAGUAGAUUUUCAGUUUCUCAAGGUACAUCAUAGAUCAUUUCAGUCUGUAAAUUCUUGGCUUAGAAUCAUUCAUUAGUGAUCGGUUUCUGAGCAAAACCUGUUACUAAGCAACUCCUGUUAUGUUUAUUUUAUGUGUCACUGUAUGUGCAUUACGGGGUCUGUCACUAUAUGUGUGAUUGUGUGUGUAUAUCACUGUGUAUGUGGAUCAUGGUGUGUGUCAGUCUAUGUAAUUGUGUGUGUCACUGUGUGUAUGUUUGUCGUGGUGUCUGUCGCUAUAUGUGUGAUUGUGUGUGUCACUGUGUAUGUGGAUCAUGGUGUGUCAGUCUAUGUAAUUGUGUGUGUUGCUGCGUGUAUGUUUGUCGCGGUGUCUGUCACUAUAUGUGUGAUUGUGUGUGUAACUGUGUAUGUGGAUCAUGGUGUGUGUCAGUCUAUGUAAUUGUGUGUGUUGCUUAUGUUUGUUACAGUGUCUGUCACUAUAUGUGAUUGUGUGUGUGUCACUGUGUGUAUGUUUGUCAUGGUGUGUGUCAGUAUAUGUGUGACUGUCUGUGUGUCACUGUGUGUAGGUGGAUCAGUGUGUCAUUAUAUGAGUAAUUGUGUGUCACUUCGUGUUAUCAUGUUAUGUGUAAUUGUGUACAUGUUACUGUGAUUUUCUUUGUAAAGAAUUAUCAGACAAGAUACAAGUUUGCUCAGGACUCAGUCAGAUUGGGAGAUGGAAAUUGACAUAUUUAAAUUUGUGGUAUAAGUUGUUAAAAAAAUCUGAGCAGAACUGGUUGCUGGUGGUAGUGAGUGUGUUUAGUAUUCUGCUCUGUGAGUAAGUGGAUACACGUGGGGACCAUGUACACUAUAUAAUAUUAUUAUUUUCAUGGGGUUAAUAACCCUGUUACCACACUCUUCCUCUCUCUGUUUGUUUUCAAGUAAUGAUAAGGAGUGGAGGGGGGAGGGGGCAUUAUUCCCUUUUUAUAUUUAACCAUGUUUGUUUUAAAGGGACAGUAAUGAUAAGAAGUGGAGGGGGCGUUAUUCCCUUUUUAUAUUUAACCGUGUUUGUUUUAAAGGGACAGUAAUGAUAGGAAGUGGAGGGGGCAUUAUUCCCUUUUUAUAGUUAACCAUGUUUGUUUUAAAGGGACAGUAAUGAUAAGAAGUGGAGGGGCUUAUUCCCUUUUUAUAGUUAACCAUGUUUGUUUUAAAGGGACAGUAAUGAUAAGAAGUGGAGGGGGCGUUAUUCCAUUUUUAUAUUUUACUAUGUUUGUGUUGGGAAUAAUACAAGCUAUAAAUGACAGGAUGCUCAGUCUGUUUAAAAUUGGCUAACUUGGAGCAUGUCAGCUAUUUGAAAUAAUAUAUUUUAAUCUAUAUCCAAUUCUUAGUGAAUGUACCUCUAGACAAGAGUUAUAGAACAUUGUGUAAGAAGUAAUAGGUGUUACAUCCUGUAUGUUUCUGUCUGUCGGAUUUUUUUCCUGUGUUUCUCCCUUUGAUUAUAACUGCAUAGUAAUGUGUCAUUUAGAAUUGUGUAGUAAAUAUUUUUAAAUUAUAAGUGCAUAUUAAUUUGAAGUGCAUAGUUAUAGUGAAAUUGAGCUUUGAGCAAGGCCCGAACAUGCAGAUACACCUGCAAGCUUGCUAUAGGUUAAGAUGUUAAGAUAAGAUAGAUGAUUUUAUUAGGAUUGGAUAAUGCUUGUAAGACCACCCCUGUUUUCUCUUACACGGCCCAUUUAAUGUCAGAAGUCACUUUAAACCCUGCAUUGUCUUGUCUCGUUCAUUGGGGCUCCUCGCCAGCUGGUUUGGGAACAAGGAGAAAUACAGAGAGUUCCAAAUUGCUUAGAAGUCCAUGGCAUGAAAUAAAGGAAAGUUUCUGAUGCAGGAAAUCUUCACUUACAGUUUGUUUUAAAGGGACAGUAAUGAUUAGGAGUGUCCCCGACCCUAUUUGUGUUAAAUGUCCGGUAACAAUGAAAAAAGGAGAUUUUUAGCCUUCUUACACCUACCCAGUUUUUGUUAAAGGAUCGGUAUUUGUACAAAGGAGAUUGAUGGAGAGAGAUAAAGGAUAUUAGUGAGAGCAGGAGGGAGAAAAAGAAACAUUGGAUUCUGUCAGCAUUUAUUAUUAGUGAUAAAAGGAAUUCGUUAAUAAAUAGAAGGUGGGGGGUCUCGAGAAGUAAAAUCUGGGUAUAAAAUGAUUGUGUGGGAUGGGAAUUUGGGAAUAAAACGAUGUGCCUCCUAGACUUCUCUCUUUAAUCAUGUUUAGAGGGACUGGAGCUGACGCGUUCAUUGAUUUUUCCAGUUUCCUGGUCGGAGAGAACACUGAAAGGGAGAAUCUGUGGGAUUUGGGACUUGUCAAUAAACGGAAAUGAUUGAGAUUUGGUGUCAGUGAAAUGUUUAUUCGGCAUCUCGCACUCCCUGUCUAACAAUCACAUUAAACAGACACUCAGAAAGAGAAUUAUCAAAGGCAACUGUUUGAGACAAUUUAUUAAAUCUGCUUUUUAAUAAUUUUUAUUUAUCUUUUGCUUCUUUUGAGCCCUAACUGUCAUUUUUGACUAUGCUCCUAAUUUUUAGAAAACAAACUGAAUUUAUCAAACUCUUAGAUACUUUUUCUAUUUCCCUUCUCUUUUAGCCACCAAUCUAAAUUUGGUGAAGUGGAAACGGAUAUUUAUCAAGGUGUUUUGUAACAUAGUGAUGAAAUUCUAUCAGAGGUCUAAAC